AUUUGUUUUUAAAACCCUAUUGAAAGAAGGCCGAAGCCAAAACCCUGAAGAAGAGAGAAUCCAUUCCCUUGUAACCACCAUGGUUUUCGCUUCAUGCAUUCGCAGGUCAGCUUCUCGUUUAGCUUCCGUGUGUGGUCGUGUCGCUCGGUCCCAGGCCAUCUCUGCCGCCGUCGUCGUUAACCGCUCGUCCCUUGCUCACAACCCAUCUUCUCUGCUUCGUCCUUUCGGAUCUCGUAGCCUUCUUUAUUCGACGGAUACUAAUGACCGGUUAAAGUCCGAUCAGACGCUUAUCCAAGUGAUUGACUCCGAGAUCAAAGACGCUUUCGAUGCUGAUGUGCAGGGUGAAGACGAGACACCAGGUUCUGGUGACUUUCCUUUUAAGAUUGAAGAUAAUCCUGGUCACAGAACUGUAACGUUGACUAGAGAGUACAAUGGAGAGCAGAUUAGAGUAGAAGUAAGUAUGCCUGGUUCCAUGGAUGAACAUGAAGAUGGUAUGGAUGACAAUGAAGAUGGUGAUGAGAAAGUUAACGAGACAAGCAUUCCACUUGUUGUCACUGUGACUAAGAAGAGUGGUCUCAGCCUUGAGUUUAGCUGCACUGCUUUCCCUGAUGCGAUUGUCAUUGAUGGUUUGUCUGUGAACCAUUCGGAUAAGUCUUCUGAAGAAGAAGAACAAUUGACAUAUGAUGGACCUGAUUUUCAAGAGUUGGAUGAGAACAUGCGCAAGUCGUUCCACAAGUUUCUCGAGGCCAGAGGAAUCAAACCAAGCGUGACGGAUUUCAUGCAUGAGUACAUGAUGAAGAAAGAUAGCAGAGAGUACUUGCUAUGGUUGAAGAAUCUCAAAAACUUCAUCCAAGAAUGAAUCAAGAUUGAAGACACCAAGAAGAGUAGUUUUUAUGGUUGCAGUUGUGUACUAGUGACAUCUAAGUUCUCAGUCUUUUGAAAGUGAAAUUCGAAUUUGAGCA
Brassica rapa (field mustard) is the source of this 962-nucleotide messenger RNA. RefSeq lists its product as uncharacterized. NCBI's taxonomy places the organism in Eukaryota, Viridiplantae, Streptophyta, Magnoliopsida, Brassicales, Brassicaceae. The record is from RefSeq and is a predicted model, not a curated record. Gene Ontology annotation, cellular component: mitochondrial matrix.